This is a messenger RNA of Gigantopelta aegis, 1214 nucleotides long. RefSeq names its product transmembrane prolyl 4-hydroxylase-like. The record is from RefSeq and is a predicted model, not a curated record. Gene Ontology annotation, biological process: peptidyl-proline hydroxylation to 4-hydroxy-L-proline. Gene Ontology annotation, molecular function: procollagen-proline 4-dioxygenase activity; L-ascorbic acid binding; iron ion binding. Lineage: Eukaryota; Metazoa; Mollusca; Gastropoda; Neomphalida; Peltospiridae. The transcript has 10 exons. The coding region runs from base 13 to 1194 and encodes 393 amino acids. Gene Ontology annotation, cellular component: endoplasmic reticulum.
AGCAGUCGGAAUAUGACAGGCCGGAUAAGUAUCGGCGUACUGUUGUGCGUAUGUUGUUAUACAAUUCACUAUUCUAUAGCAGACGACAUCCAGGACAACGCUUGUUAUAAAGACGAGAAUGGAAUUUCCUGUCACAAAACAACCUACAAACUCACACGUUUGGAAUCUUCAUUUGUAGGAAGUAUAAAGGAAGUAGUCUUAACUGAUGGAACCGAGUUAGAGCUGAAAACUCUCAGCUUAAAGCCUUUGAUAUUUGAAUUGCCCAACUUCUUGUCAGAAGAGGAAUGCAACCAUUUCCGUUCUUUGGCCCACGACAUAGGACUGGAGCCCAGCCAAACGCUAAAAGAAAAGACAGAAAACACAAACUUCAACAUUCUAGAUCUGGAUGGAGAUCGAAAACUCUCCGUGCCUGAAAUGCGGGUUACCAUAGAAGAAGCAUUUGACGUUUACCCACACGACGAAGAUAUUUUAGAGAUGUAUGCAGAAACUGGACUGGAUGCCAAUAACGAUGGUUUUAUCACACCAAACGAGUUGAAUAAACUAAAACCGUCAGAUCUACAACGCUACGUGCGAUCAUUCGUGCAGAACCAACCAGAGAAACAUGCACGACUCAGCAACCAAGUUUGGCUUUACCCAGACAAUUCAACGGAUUCGGUCUUCGAACGUAUCCAGAAAAGAGUGUCCGAAAUUGUUGCUCUACCAAUAGAACUAGUUAAAUUGAGUGAUUUUCAGGUUGUACAGUAUGGCAUUGAUGGUCAUUACAAUGCGCACUACGACUCGACUCCUGUGGAUUCAAAAUACCCAUGCUGUGUACGGUUUGACAAAAGGAACUGUCGAAUAUGCAGGUACAUGACCAUUCUGUUUUAUCUUAAUGAUGUACAGGAAGGGGGAGAAACAGCGUUUCCAGUCGCAGAUGAUGAAAUGUUUAAUGCCACUGAGGUGAAACUGGACAAGAGAAAUCUGUUCCAAAAAUGUGACGAGGCCAAACUGAAAGUGUUGCCAGCGAAGGGAAAGGCUGUUAUUUGGUACAACCACUUCAUAGACAACACCACACAAUGGCUCGGUCAGCUAGACCAAUACAGUAUUCAUGGCGGCUGCCCCGUCAAGAAAGGCAAAAAGUGGAUUGGGAAUUUCUGGAUAAAAGUCACCGAUAAUAAAGAUGAAGAUAUAAAACGAAUGGAAAAGUUCAUUUGAAAUACAUUUUAAUGACAAUA